UCACUGUCAUGAGACAUUCUCGCAAAAAACUCCCGGUUUUAGUAACGCAGUAACGCAGCGUUCCUACGGGAAUGUAACGGUAAUCUGAUUACCAUUUUUGCAAUAGUAAUCCCUUACUUUACUCGUUACUUGACAAAAGUAAUCGGAGAUGGGCAGUAAUGCGUUACUUGUAAUGAAUUUGAUUUAGUUCUUUUGUCUCCUGCUCAAGCUGUGGUUUGCAGUAUGAUGUUGAAUUUAACACUAAAAAGAGUGUAAUAAUGAGCGCCUCAUGUAAAGAGGACUGAUAGCAAACUAUUUACUGAUUCUGUUUGGGAGGUAAAGUUUUAAAUGUAGUGACUUUAAGUUAGUUAUUUAACUCAUGUCAUCAGAAAUGAUGGCCAAUGUUGUAAACUUUAUGCACAAACAAAUAUGCUAGUCUGUAAUUUCUACAGGUGCACAGAUGAUGUUAAAAUAACUCUUUUUUUUUAGAGACUGUUGUACUGUACUUUAUGCAGCACAUUUGUGGUGCACUUACAGUAUACCAUAACAAAGCGUCAGGUAGCAUAUAAUUACUUAGGCUUCCAUGAUGGGACAAGUGCAAGACAAAUGUUGGUGACUGGUAAUGUUUCAUAUGUAAAUGUAUGUGUUCAUUAAUUGAUUCAGAAAAGCUGGUCACAGUGAUUUUAGCUGUACCAUCUUUAAGUGAUACGAGAAACUUAAAUAUAGAUGUUAUACAUUAUAUAUGAUAUCAUAGAUAUUUCUCGUUCGUCUAGACAAUUGUCUGUUCACACUGUAACUUAUAACGAUUGCAUUUUUGUGGUGUCUUUUAUUAACUUUUAUUAAAAAAAAAUAAAGAUCACUUUAUAUCAGUUGUAAAUGUGCAGAAUAAAUGGAGAAAAAAAAUAAUGCCUUUUUAAUGAUAUUUUGUUUUACGCCUGGCAUUAAGUUAUGCUACAAUUAACAUUUCUAUACCCUGAAAAACCGACAGAAAGUUGAGAGAAUAAUUUUUUUCUUCAUAUUCUACUGUUUAUUAUUAGUUUUAUAUAAUAUUUUUAGAUUUUUAGAAUUCUUGUUUUAAUUCAAUUUUUUAAUUUAUUUUUUGGCAAUUUAAUUUUUAAAAUAUUUUCUUUUUUCCUUUAUUUUAUUUUGAUACGACGAUGACGUCGCAGAUUUCUAGCAGACCGUAAGCGGGCGUGGUUAGAGGGUUUUAGUUGGGCCAAUCAGGAGCGCCUAAUGUUAAUGAGCUGCAGGAGUCGGUGUGGUGAGCGGUUCUCCGGAGUAGAGGAGUAGAAAGCUGCGGACUGGAGUCAGCUAGAUCAUUGCGUGUUUCUCUGCAUAUGAAUCUCUGGAUGGCUGGUUAACCGCACAGGAAGAAGAAGAAGAAAAACUCUUAAUAGUGCCUCCGGUUAUUCCGACGUGCCGCUGUGUGUCGCGGUAAAGCGGAUAUUUCUCACUUUAACUGGAGUCAGAAAGAAAAGCGGCAAGAUGAAAUACAAAAACCUGAUGGCCAAAGCGUUGUACGACAACGUGCCGGAGUCCCCCGAGGAGCUGGCCUUCCGGAAAGGGGACAUCCUGACCGUCAUUGAGCAGAACACAGGCGGCCUGGAGGGCUGGUGGCUCUGCUCCCUGCACGGCCGCCAGGGCAUCGCCCCCGGGAACCGCUUGAAGCUGCUGAUCGGACCCAUGUUCGAGGCUCAGUCGUCGGGCGCCGCCGCCGCCCCUUCUCCAUCUCAGAGCUAUCAGCAGAAGGCUAACUCGGGGUCUCAGGGCCUCUACCAGGUGCCCCCGUCCCUCCAGAGCCCACAGCAGCAGAGUCAGCAGAGCAUCUACCAGGUCCCACCGGGACAGGACGUCUACCAGGUCCCACCGAGGAGUACUCUAGCAACUGAUAACACACCAAGCAAGGUGGUGACCCCAACCAGAGUGGGACAGACCUACACUUACAGCCCAGGACAGCAUAACCAGCAGGACCUCUAUGACGUCCCACCCAUCAGAUCACAAGGGGUGUACGAUAUUCCACCUGGUCAGAUGUUCCCUGGUCAGCAAGGCGGAGCCAGAAACCAAGGAGUCUAUGAUGUUCCCCCAUCACCAAUGGACCCUAGGUCACAAGGCAUCUAUGACAUCCCUCCAACCUCUCAAGGGGUCUACUCAGUGCCUCCCUGCAGGACCAACUCUGCCCAGCAGGAGGGGAACUACGACUUCCCGCAGCCCCUCAAGAGCAAACAGGAAGGCAUCUACGACGUACCCCCACCUGUCCUCGCCAAGCCCGCCCAGAGCUCGCAGUCACAUUACGACUUCCCACCGAACGUGGAGCCUCCGGCUCAUCAGCCGCACCCAAACACCAAUGGCAAUGAAGGCAUUUACGAUGUGCCACCGCCUGCCUUUCAUUCAGGGGCGGGGUCUCGCAACGACGUGUACGACAUCCCGCGGGUCAUGCAGACCUCCCAGCACAGAAGCUCGCCCGCCGACAGAGACGGCAGCAAAGGCAUCUACGACAUCCCCGCUCAGGAUGCUCGCGCAGUAGCGGACGUGACGGACGGCGUGAACCGCCUGUCGUUCUCCAGCACGGGCAGCACGCGCAGUAGCAUGUCCACCUCCUCGUCCUCCACUGGCUCCAGCUCUGAGGGCCGCCUCGCUCUGGAUGUGGACACCGCCAUCCAGAAGCUGUACCGCCUUCAGCAAGCAGUGGACAGCUCAGUCGGGAAUUUGCAUUCAAUGGCAGCUUCCCCUCACUGGAGGACUUUUCCUUUCAUGGAACGCCACGCCAACGACGUCCGCACAGUUCUGGACAGAGUCCGGGCCGGUCUGGGAGACUUCAUUGUGUUUGGCAGAGGUGCCGCGGUGAACGCGACGUCUUUGUCAGACAACAGUCUGCACAGUAAGCUUCGAAGGCAGCUGGGACGCCUGGAGGACUCACAGCAGAUCCUUCUGCAGAUCUACCAAGCUCUGGAAAACUGCAGCUGGGCGCUUAACACCCUGGCCUCGUCUGGAAGGCACCACAACAAGACCGACGACCUGGACCGCUUCGUCAUGGUCUCCAGGACUGUUCCCGACGACACCAAGCAGCUGGCCUCCACGAUAGGCAGCAGCGCCGAGCUGCUGUUCAGGCGGACGCAUGUGGACGGAUCUUUCUCUGUGGGCAGCACGCCUGACGAGAACGUGAUCCACCCGCUCACCUCCCCCUCGUCGGACAACGACAACAACGGGGGCCAGACCAAACCUUUCCCCGUGCCCUCGACCCCAGACAAGGACAACAUGAACAAUAGCGAGAAGUGCGUGAAAAGCUGGAUGGAGGACUACGAUUAUGUACAUUUGCAGGGCAAAGAAGACUUUGAACGGCAGCAGAAGGAGCUUUUGGAGAAAGAAAACAUAAUCAAGCAGAGUCAAGUUCAGCUGGGUCAGGAACAGCUCAAUCAGUUCAAGAAGCUGGAGCAGGAAGUGAGCAAACCCGUGGAGAACGACAUCACGCAGUGGAUUUCACACCAACACUCGGCGCCGCCCUCAGACUCCUCGUCCUCCUCCACCUCCCUCUCCCCGUCCGCCCACCUGUGCGCUCGGGACCGCCAGCUGCUCAGCUUCUACUCGGAGCAGUGCGAGCAGCACUUCGUCACGCUCCUCAGCGCCGUUGACGCCUUCUUCGGCUGCGUCAGUGCCGGCCAGCCCCCCCGCAUCUUCGUGGCACACAGCAAGUUCGUGAUCCUCAGCGCCCACAAACUGGUCUUCAUCGGGGACACGCUGUCCCGGCAGGCCUCGGUGCCUGAGGUGGCAAACAGGGUGAUGAACUCGAGCAACGUGCUGUGCGACCUGUUAAAGACGGUGGUGUGCGCGACUAAAACGGCCGCCCUGAACUACCCGAACACAGCCGCCAUCCAGGAGAUGGUGGACAGAGUCACCGACCUGUCGCACCACGCUCAGCAGUUUAAAGAACAGUUGCUGCAGAUGGCUAAUUUGUGAUUUUCACCCUCAUGGCUCCUGCACAUCACUCCGUUUGUACAUCUGACAUAAAAAUAUAUAUAUAUAUAUAUAUUUGCAGUAUAUGUAUGUCGCUCUCCAUCUUUAAGCCCGUUUAAGAUGUUGUAAAUAGUCUGUGUUCUGUAAAUAUUUGCUCUAUUUUUAUGUACAUUGUUCUAUAUUAUGAUAUGGACGCAUAUAUAGAUGCAGUACUGGUGCCUCUGUAGGAACAUGUGGACAUUUUUCAUAACAUUCCCAUUGCAUAUUAUGAAGCACCUUAUGAGAUGUCCUGUUAUUUCAUUUAUAACUGUAGAGUGUCGUUUCUGUGUCUUCCUGCUGGAUGUGACAGUUAAAAGUUCCUUGUAAAUCAAGUCGGUGUCCGUGUGUGUGUGUCCGUGUGUGUGUGUGUGUGGAGCUCUCCACAAAGUAAAGGACUGUUCUUCACCACAGGGGUUUGUCAUCCUUAUGUCGUCCAAGAAGUGAAGCAGUCAGAGGGGUUUGGAUGAUAAAUAGUGAUA
Molecule: messenger RNA, 4448 nt
Organism: Haplochromis burtoni (Burton's mouthbrooder)
Lineage: Eukaryota; Metazoa; Chordata; Actinopteri; Cichliformes; Cichlidae
Gene: nedd9
Product: neural precursor cell expressed, developmentally down-regulated 9
Exons: 7
Coding region: 1465-3933 (822 amino acids)
Biological process (GO): cell migration; cell surface receptor protein tyrosine kinase signaling pathway
Cellular component (GO): plasma membrane; cytoplasm
Molecular function (GO): protein binding
Source: RefSeq, a predicted model, not a curated record